GGAUCCUUUUCCUUGAAAGGGCUGUUGAUGCACAAUGACCCCCCCUUUUCCCCCGGAGGGAUGGUCGCGCAAUGCGGGAAGGGUCCUUGUGGUCGUCUUCAGGUGGGGGGCAACGGCUUGUCAGCAACCUCCAGCUCGCCACUAUUUCUUUUUGAACCUGACUUGCGGUGCUGUGCAUAACUUGUAACACUCCAGAAUUUCAAUUCGACUUGAACGGAAUAGUGAAGCCAACAAGCAUUCCCUGCCCUGUGCAACACUUUCCCACACACCACCUCGACUUAUCCCACUCCCAACAUCAAUCAUGGCAUUCGACCUCGAAGCCGCCAAGGCGCACCUCCGCGAAUACGGCUGGGCCAAGGUGCCCUCGGUGCUGACCAAGGACGAAGCCGCCGCGGCGCUCGAGAAGCUGUGGGAGGCCAAGCGCAAGGCCGAGGCGCGCGGCGAGGACACGUACCUGUCCUUCCUCGACCCGAACCCGUCCAACGUGCGCGUCUUCUACCUGAUGGAGCUCGACAAGGUCUUCCGGGACCUCAUCUCGCACCCGACGGCGGUCAGCAUGGUCAAGGCGGUGCUGGGAGACAACUUUCUGAUCAGCAACUUCACGGCCAACAUUGCCCGCCCGGGGAGCCAGAGCAUGGCGCUGCACUCGGACCAGAGCCUCGUGUUUCCGGACCCGUGGCAGGACGUCUGGGCGCUCAAUGUCAUCUGGUGCCUCACCGACGUGCGCAAGGAGAACGGCGCGACGCAGUACGUCCCCGGCAGCAACAAGUACGUGUACCGCAAGGAGGUGCCGGACAACGCGCCGGAGCUGCUGGUGCCGUUCGAGGGCGAGGCCGGCGACAUCAUAGUCAUGGACGGGCGGGUGUGGCACACCUCGGGCAGCAAUGUGACCAAGGACGAGGACCGGGCGCUGCUGUUUGGGUACUACACGGCGCCGUUCAUGCGGCAGCAGGUCAACUGGACGGCCAAGCUGCCCAAGGAGAUCCAGGACACGCUGGGCGAGGACAUGAAGGAGUGGCUGGGGCUGAAUCCCGUGGGCAAUAUCGGCGUGACGGGCGAUCUGCGGUACAUGUCGCAGCAGUACCCGAAUGGGAAGAAGGCCGAGGAGGUGGCAGCGGUGUAGAGGGAAGGCAUGGUAGCAACGGCGAUAAGAAUCAACAGCGAGGUGACCCUGUGGUGGGAACCCAGGACUUGUAGCGUAAGACGAUAAAUCAAUCAAAUUGCAGCCUCCCGCC
Microdochium trichocladiopsis is the source of this 1235-nucleotide messenger RNA. RefSeq names its product phytanoyl-CoA dioxygenase family protein. The transcript has a single exon. The record is from RefSeq and is a predicted model, not a curated record. Bases 302 to 1123 code for a protein of 273 amino acids. Lineage: Eukaryota; Fungi; Ascomycota; Sordariomycetes; Xylariales; Microdochiaceae.